This is a messenger RNA of Penicillium coprophilum, 1179 nucleotides long. RefSeq names its product serine hydrolase domain-containing protein. The record is from RefSeq and is a predicted model, not a curated record. Lineage: Eukaryota; Fungi; Ascomycota; Eurotiomycetes; Eurotiales; Aspergillaceae. The transcript has a single exon. Bases 1 to 1179 code for a protein of 392 amino acids.
AUGGCUCAGGUUCAAGGCCACUGCGACGCCCGGUUUUCCAAGUUGCGCGACUUAAUGCAAGAAUUCAUCGCUUCCGGACAAGACAUCGGUGCCAGUCUGUGUAUUAAUAUCAACGGCGAAGAUAACGUGGUGGACAUAUGGGGAGGAUAUGCCGACGCGUCGGCCAAGAAACCAUGGGAAAAGGAUACGGUGGUGAACGUCUUCUCAACCACGAAACUCGUCACCAACCUGGCGGCACUGAUGCUGAUCUCGCGUGGUAUGCUCCGCCCUGAGGACAAGGUGGCGCAGCACUGGCCCGAUUUUGCGGCGAACGGGAAGUCCGAGGUCACAGUCGGCCAAAUAUUAUCCCACACAGCUGGUCUCAGCGCGUGGCAGGACAACAUGACACUGGAGGACAUAUGCGACGUCAAGAGAGCAACCGAAAAGCUGGCGCGCCAGGCAACGCUGUGGGAUCCCGGAACCGCAAUGGGAUAUCACGGUUUGACGCAGGGAUUCCUCGUCGGGGAGCUGGUGCGGAGGAAGACUGGGAUGUCCAUCGAGAAGUUCGUGGAGGAGGAAAUUUGCCGGCCACUGGGCGACGGGACGGACUUCCAAUUUGGUUGUCGCAAGGAGGACCGGAGUCGGGUGGCCCCUGUCGUGCCUCCACCGGGACCUUCGAUCCAGGAGGUGCUUAGUCAGGUAGGAUAUGAGCAGGACUCGAUCGUUGUGCGCACGCUUUGUAACCCCUUUCCCAUUGCCGAGGACGCCAAAACUGUACUCUGGCAGUCCAGCGUGUUAGGCUCAGUCAACGGCCACACGAACGCCAGGGCAUUGGUCAAAAUCCUUUCCUGCUUCUCGCUCGGCGGUACAUGUGCGGCAGGUGGCCAUCGCCUAUUGUCGGCGGAGACGGUGAGACUGGCGUUUACGGAGCAUGCGAGUGGGAUGGACUUGGUGACGGGCCGUAGCGGGAGGCGCGGACUUGGGAUCUACCUCACCGGACCUGGGUCGGGGAUCGCCGAAAGCAAGCUGCCGGAGGGCAGUGUUGGAUGGGGUAGCGGAUGGGGCGGUUCGAUCGUGGUUAUGGAUAGCGACAGGAGGCUCACAAUCGCGUACACGAUGAAUAGGAUGCUGAAUGAAGAACAUCCUUCCCCGGCAGCGUAUAUUCAGGCGGUUUAUGAGAUAGUUAAGGAAUUGAUUUAG